Molecule: messenger RNA, 4619 nt
Organism: Oxyura jamaicensis (ruddy duck)
Lineage: Eukaryota; Metazoa; Chordata; Aves; Anseriformes; Anatidae
Product: collagen alpha-2(XI) chain-like
Exons: 42
Molecular function (GO): extracellular matrix structural constituent
Source: RefSeq, a predicted model, not a curated record
GGCCCCCAAGGCAAACCCGGCCUCCCCGGCAUGCCCGGCUCCGAUGGCCCCCCCGGUCACCCCGGGAAGGAGGGCCCCCCCGGCACCAAAGGCCACCAGGGCCCCUCGGGUCCCCAGGGCCCCAUCGGCUACCCGGGCCCCCGCGGCGUGAAGGGCGUGGACGGCAUUCGGGGGCUGAAGGGCCACAAGGGUGAGAAGGGCGAGGAAGGCUUCCCCGGCUUCAAGGGGGACGUGGGCGUGAAAGGAGACCGGGGCGAGGUCGGCGUGCCGGGGUCCCGUGGCGAGGACGGGCCCGAAGGUCCCAAGGGUCGCACGGGCCCCACCGGUGACCCAGGCCCCAUCGGGCUGGUGGGCGAGAAGGGCAAGCUGGGAGUGCCGGGGCUGCCCGGGUACCCGGGGCGCCAGGGCCCCAAGGGCUCGCAGGGGUUCCCCGGUUUUCCUGGCAGCAACGGCGAGAAGGGCGCUCGGGGUCUCUCGGGGAAAUCAGGGCCCAGGGGCGAGCGCGGCCCCACGGGUCCCAGGGGCCAGCGGGGUCCUCGAGGAGCCACCGGGAAGUCGGGGGCCAAGGGCACCUCUGGCAGCGACGGCCCCCACGGACCCCCGGGGAGAAGGGGCCUGCCGGGACCGCAGGGCACCAACGGCUUCCCGGGACCCAAAGGACCCCCCGGCCCCCCCGGCAAGGACGGGCUCCCCGGGCACCCCGGGCAGCGAGGAGAAGUCGGUUUCCAAGGCAAGACCGGCCCCCCCGGCCCCCCCGGGGUGGUGGGACCGCAGGGACCAGCCGGGGAGUCUGGCCCCAUGGGGGAGCGCGGCCACCCGGGGCCCCCCGGCCCCCCGGGAGAACAAGGGCUGCCGGGACCCUCCGGCAAAGAGGGCACCAAGGGGGACCCCGGUCCCACCGGCUCCCCCGGGAAAGACGGCCCCGCCGGCUUGCGGGGCUUCCCCGGCGAGCGGGGUCUGCCCGGCACCCCGGGCGGCCCGGGGCUGAAGGGCAACGAGGGACCGGCCGGACCCCCGGGACCCGCAGGCUCCCCAGGGGAGAGAGGAGGACCGGGACAAGGCGGCCCCGUCGGCCCCCCUGGGCGACCGGGACCACAAGGGCCACCGGGCCCCGCCGGAGAGAAGGGCGUCCCCGGUGAGAAAGGUCCCAUGGGCCCCGCUGGCCGGGACGGCGUUCAGGGCCCGGUGGGCUUGCCCGGCCCCGCCGGCCCCCCCGGUGGCCCCGGCGAGGACGGUGACAAGGGCGAGGUGGGCGAGCCGGGCCAGAAGGGCACCAAGGGCAACAAGGGCGAGCACGGUCCUCCCGGUCCCCCCGGGCCCAUCGGGCCGGUCGGGCAGCCCGGAGCCGCCGGCGCUGACGGGGAGCCGGGUGCCAGAGGUCCCCAGGGCCACUUCGGUGCCAAGGGUGACGAGGGGACGCGGGGCUUCAACGGCCCCCCUGGACCCAUCGGCCUGCAGGGCCCCCCCGGCCCCCCAGGACCCCGUGGCCCCGCUGGACCCUCUGGAGCUGACGGACCCCAGGGACCCCCUGGAGGUGUCGGCAACCUGGGCCCCCCCGGGGAGAAGGGGGACCCCGGUGAAUCGGGGGCCCCGGGCAUCCAAGGGGAACCGGGAGUCAAGGGCCCGCGAGGAGAGCGAGGGGAGAAAGGAGAAGCCGGAGCCGCCGGCGUGGCCGGGCCCCCGGGGGGAAAAGGCCCCCCCGGCGACGAUGGGCCCAAGGGCAACCCCGGUCCCGUUGGUUUUCCCGGCGAUCCGGGACCCCCCGGAGAAAUGGGCCCCAGGGGCCAGGACGGUGCCAAGGGUGAGCGCGGGGAGGACGGCGAGCCAGGGGAGCCGGGCUCGCCGGGUCCGACGGGCGAGAACGGGCCUCCCGGGCCCCUGGGGAAGAGGGGCCCAGCUGGCUCCCCCGGCCCCGAGGGGCGUCAGGGCGAGAAGGGCACAAAGGGAGAACCCGGAGCCGUGGGCGCUCCCGGCAAGACGGGGCCCGUGGGGCCCCAGGGCCUUGCUGGCAAGCAGGGACCGGAUGGUCUCAGGGGUCUGCCGGGCUCGGUGGGAGAACAAGGCAAGCCGGGCACCACGGGGCAAGCAGGGCCACCGGGACCAGUGGGUCCCCCGGGUCUCCCCGGCCUCAAAGGUGACACCGGUGCCAAAGGAGAGAAGGGCCACCCUGGUCUCAUUGGCCUGAUCGGACCCCCAGGGGAGCAGGGGGAGAAGGGAGACCGGGGUCUGCCCGGCCCCCAGGGCUCCACGGGGCAGAAAGGAGAAACCGGGAUCCCUGGAGCUACCGGACCCAUCGGCCCCGCCGGCCCCCCCGGCCUUCCCGGCCCGGCAGGUCCCAAAGGUGCCAAGGGAGCCAUGGGUCAAGCAGGACCCAAGGGCGAACGCGGACCGCCGGGACCCCCCGGACACCCGGGGCCCCCCGGGGAGGUGAUCCAGCCCCUGCCCAUCCAGCUGCCCAAGAAGAGCAAGCGCUCCAUCGACGCCAGCAAGCUGGUGGAGGAGGAGGAGGAGGAGGAGGGCGGAGAGCGAGCGGCGGCCGACCAGGCGGCUCGCGACUACGCCGACGGCAUGGAGGAGAUCUUCGGCUCCCUCAACUCCCUCAAGCAGGAGAUCGAGGGCAUGCGGCGCCCGAUGGGCACCCGGGACCACCCGGCCCGCACCUGCCAGGACCUGCAGCUCAGCCACCCCGGCCUGCCCGACGGCGAGUACUGGGUUGACCCCAACCAGGGCUGCGCCCGAGACUCCUUCAAGGUCUUCUGCAACUUCACGGCGGGUGGGGAGACCUGCGUCUUUCCCAGCAAGGACGUAGAGGAGGUGAAGGUGUCGUCCUGGGAGCAGGAGGAGCCCCAGCGGUGGUUCAGUCAGUUCAAGGAGGGCAGCAGGUUCUCCUACACGGACUCGGCCGGCCAGCCCCUCGGCGUGGUGCAGCUGACCUUCCUGCGGCUGCUCAGCGUCUCUGCCCGCCAAAACUUCACGUACCACUGCCACCGCUCGGUGGCCUGGCACAGCACGGCCGCCGGGGACCACCGGCGUGCCCUCCGCUUCCUGGCUGCCAGCGAGGAGGAGCUCAGCUACGACACCAGCCCCUACAUCAAAGCCGUGACCGACGGCUGCGCGGCACGGAAGGGCUCCAGCCAAACGGUGCUAGAGGUGCGCACGCCCCGCCUGGAGCAGCUCCCACUGAUGGAUGUGCGAGUCAUGGACUUUGGCGAGCCCGGCCAGAGGUUCGGGUUCGAGGUGGGACCAGUCUGUUUCCUCGGCUAGGACCGGCCCGUCCCCCACAACUGUCACCCUCCCUGCCAUACCCUGGCCUCCCGUGGGGCGAUCCUUGCCCCCUCGCCUCCCCACCGCCCGCCCCUCGUGUCACCUCCCCGCCUGCUGCUGCGAGGGGCGCAGGGCUCAGCCCCGGCCGCGCACGUCGAGACCGAAACGCCGCCACCUCCACCGGGGCCAGGGUCUGGAGAGAUGCCAAAGAGACUUUAACGCUUAGAAUAAAUCUAUAUUUUAAUAUGUAGAGAGACAGAGAGGAGAAUUUUUAACUGAUCCACUGGCUACCUCCCUCGACGCCCAGCAGUGCUCCCUUCCUCCCAGUACCUCCCUCCCAAUCCCAGUGCUCCUUCCCAGCACUCCCAGGGCUUCCCUUUCCCCUGCUCCCAGCUCCGCAGCCCCAGGGAAGCCCUCGAGGACACCCACAGCACAGGGAGCAUUGCUUGGCUUUGCUGUCUGCCCGGAGAGCCGAAGGGUUCAAAGCGAGCCCGGGCCGCCGCCGCCCUGGGCGGUCACGCACCGGUAGCGAGCGCUCGGGGUUAGCACGGGAGCUCUGGUGUCUCCCUCUCCGUGCGGCUUCGCCCCACGACAGCCCUUGUGCUCUGAGCCAUGGCCAGAGGGACCGGAGCCGGGGCCAGAUCUGUCCCCAGGCGUGCCAUCGCCUGCAUACAGAACCCCACGGCCUGACCGCCUCCGGCAGCUGAGCGACGUUUGUGGGUUCCGUAGCCCUGCCUGGCUCACGGAGGUGAAGCUGCUGCUUGACUUCGUUACCGCCGCUAAGCCAGGCUCAUUAAUUUGAAAAGGCUUCCCUGUCGCAUCGGGGCGCCGCUCCACGGCCCCGCAGCGCCCGCCAAGGCGAAGGGCGCCGGUCCCUGUCCUCUGCCUCCCGUCCCUGCCGGGGUCCUCGCCAUGGGUGCGCUUAAAAAGCCUCCAGCACCGCCCGCCCGCAGCCCGUGGAAAGCAGUGGGGAAGAAGGACGUUGUGUUUUUACUGUGUUUUAUUUUUUUUUUUUUCUAUUUUAAAUUAAUUAUAUUAUUUAAAGGAGUGGAUACAACCGUCAGUACUGGUCCCUGCUGCGUAAUUUUUGGAUUUCCCCCCAAAAAAACAAUAAGGUGUGAAUUUCUGCAUGACCCAGCACAGUGCUUGGGGGAGGAGGGAGGAAAAAAAUAAUAAUAAUAAAAAUUAUUUUCUUGGUGCCGUCUGAUAAAAAGUGUCGAGGGCACCAGUCUUUGCUUUUUUGUUUUCUUAAAAAGCGGAGGCAAGGCCCCUGGUGCCGAGCCGGCGGCGGGUGUCACGUUCUGUAAGUAAUUUUUAAAGUUGUAUUGUAAUAUAUCAGCUACAGUUUUGCUGCU